AUGUCGAAUGCACCAUUCCCUUCAAAACACUCUUCAAUCUUGUCAUUUGAUCUCGUUUGCCACCUUCUAAACCUGCCUUCAUGGUAUGAACCAAUAUCCGAUAAAGAAUUGGAGCAGAUAGUACUAUCCCAAUCGACUGAUAUCGAGAUUCUAUCACAAAAAACCAAUGAUGAAUUAGCGAGAUUCAUUAUUUACCUUCGACAACGGGUUGAGCUUGAAGAGGGAUAUCAAAACUCUCUGGAUCGAAUCCUUCACAACCUUGAACUCCCUGCAUGUGAUCCUGACAUGGCAACGGGUAUCCACAAGGCAUUCGCUGCCCAUGUGGAGGUGGAUACACAACAACGGUCAGCUCGUACACACUAUAUCCAAACCAUGAAAGGUCAAUUGCAACGUUUAGCCGAACUCAAGGAGAAACAUGAUAAAUCAAGAAGGCAUCACCGAAAGGCAAUGCGAGGUGUAGCUCAACAAUACUUAAAGACACGGUUACGUGAUCUCCCAGCAGCACGAGAUGCUUAUGAACAUAAAUGGCAAGACAUUGAGCGUACACAAGCCAUGUCACCUACUACAGCAACUCCCAGCACACCUACCAGCGGUGGUAGUCAUGGAUUCAAAGGCGUCAUGAGCAUGCUUCCACCAGCGACACCAAAAAGCGGCAACCAGGAUCAUGAUCCACAACAACAUGCUUCACCAGAAAAGGCAAAUCCCACCGUAUCCCGCAGUGCAACCAUGGGUGUUGUUGGUAGUAAGAAACCAUCCAUUGAUUUACCUUCCACGCCCAUGACACCCACAUCCACACAGCGAAAAUUGGAACGCUUCAUGAAACAAUUUUCGACCUUUAAUCAAGAUCCUUCUCGUAUCACGGCCAAAACAGCACGACUUAAAAAUGAAGCCAUUGAAGCAGAUAAACAUUAUCGAAAGACGGUGUUGAGAUUGAAUCAUUUACGAGGUCGGCAAUCAGCCGUCAAUGAUGCGGCAAGAAGGGCUAUCCAGGCCCAGUUUGAAGAGAACGCACGCUCCAUCAAAGAUGCAACCCAAAUCAUUGUCAAAGCAGAGACCGGCACAUUGGAUGAUAUUAAACACCACUUGCGUCGUGCAGAGGAAUUAUUGACCAGCAUUGAUCCCACACGUGAUCCAGCAUUGUAUGACACGCUUGUUCAUCCUGAAAAAUACCCUGUGCCUGAUCCAGUGUAUUAUCAAAAUCAUCAUGUGGGUGAAUGUCCAUAUAUGCUCUUUGGAAUAUCAUUGAUUGAUUACGCACGCCAAUAUCGACGUUCACCGCCCUUGCUUAUUACCCGAUGCAUCGAAUGUAUUGAGCAACAAGAAGGCCUUGCUAAGGAAGGCAUUUAUCGCGUGUCGGGCAAACAAACACACAUUGACAAGUUGAAAUCUGCUUUUGAGCGUGAUGAACCCAACGUGGUUCCUGGCAAGGACGAUGUACCAGGAGAUGUGUAUAGCGUGGCUUCACUGCUAAAGAUCUUUUUACGAGAGCUAUCAUCACCUGUUUUUCCUUUCAAAUUGAGCGAUCGAAUCACUUAUUCCCAAAUCCCGGAUAAGCAGCUUCGAUUGAUGAAUCUCUUGACACGUCUCAUCAAAUUACCACCACCCAAUUAUGAUACCCUAAAAGCUGUGAUUGAACAUCUUGCCAGAUUGAUUGCACUCGCAGAGAAAAACAAAAUGUCAGCGCAAAACAUCUCGUUGGUAUUUACACCUGCCUUAUUCCAUGAUCAUAACCAAGCACAACGGUCACCAGGAGAAUGGUACAAUGAUUGUGUCAUUGAAGAUCUUGUCAUGAACUGUGAAACCUUGUUUGCUGAUAAGGAUUUACGUGGUGCUUCAGCUAUCACGGGCGUCAUUGAUUAUGGAUUUGAGCAUCUUUAUGAGGAUCAUGAUGACGAGAACCUCUACAACUAUGAUAAUGAUUCACCAUCUACCACAUCCACUUUUUCGAUCUUGGAGCAGUCGCUAUCGGAUGAUGAGUCCAACAAGGAUGCCGUUGUGGAUGAAAAUAGUAAUAAGGAUAAGGAUGCUGAUGAUACAACAUUGCUUGUUUGUGAUACGACGACAAGUCCUGAGGAGAAACGUAAAUCAAGGAAAGCUCAUGGUCUAAAAGUCGACACAAAGCCUCCUGAGGAGGAACAAGAAAUGACUUCAUCAACACGCGAACAUGAUCAACCACCACCACAGCAACCACAAGAACAGGUGCCUUUUGCUACCACCAUUAAUAGUGCCACCAUCCCAACAAGCACAUCAUGGUUAAAUCAAGAUCCUGAGAUUGACAACAAAAAGGCCGCUGCAGUGCCGCCCCCACUUCAGCGCUCUGCUACUAUAGGAGGGGGUGCGAUAUCAAGACAUCGAUCACGACAGAAGUUCUCAAAGCGUAUUAAUUGA
Messenger RNA from Lichtheimia ornata, 2388 nucleotides. RefSeq lists its product as uncharacterized. The record is from RefSeq and is a predicted model, not a curated record. The transcript has 9 exons. Gene Ontology annotation, biological process: regulation of GTPase activity; signal transduction. NCBI's taxonomy places the organism in Eukaryota, Fungi, Mucoromycota, Mucoromycetes, Mucorales, Lichtheimiaceae. The coding region runs from base 1 to 2388 and encodes 795 amino acids. Gene Ontology annotation, cellular component: cytoplasm.